Molecule: messenger RNA, 1132 nt
Organism: Chiloscyllium plagiosum (whitespotted bambooshark)
Lineage: Eukaryota; Metazoa; Chordata; Chondrichthyes; Orectolobiformes; Hemiscylliidae
Source: RefSeq, a predicted model, not a curated record
CUCUCAGUGCUCGCCUUGCUGCGUGAAACUGAGAGAGUCUGCCCCGUGUAAAAGCUCCUGGCGCUGAGAGGCAGAGAAAACCACCUCUGGGGGCAAUUGGGGAUUCGCAGCUAUUCAGUUUGAAGAGGGGAAACUUUAAAGCGAGAGAGUGCGGAAAGAGAAAGGAAGCCACAGCCGUGCACAAACCAAAACUAAAAUCGAGUGGCAUUGAUCAGGAGGAUGAAAGUGCAGGAUCUGCCAGUGUUGGUGAUUACAACUGUCUCCCUGCGACUGAGCGCCGCCGAUCGCUGCCCCAGUGUGUGCGAAUGCUCAGGGUGGAAUAUUUUCCAGAUAACCUGCAAAUUCAUCGAUCACAUCCCGUCCUUUCCCCUGAACACCGAGAAGAUCCGAUUCAUGGAGACUCAACUCAAGACCAUUCCUGCUGAAGCUUUUACAAACCUCCCAAACAUUUCGAGGAUAUACAUUUCAAUUGAUGCAGUACUUCAGAAAGUGGAUGCACAUGCAUUCUUCAAUUUGGAUAAAGUUACACACAUAGAGAUACGGAACACAAAGAGCUUGAGUCACAUUGAAACAGAUGCUUUCAAGAAUCUCCCAGUUCUGAAAUACCUGGGCAUUUUUAACACCGGGCUGAACACAUUUCCAGACCUGACGAAAAUUUGUUCCACUGACGUGAACUUCCUGCUGGAAAUUGCUGACAAUCCCUUCAUUUCUACCAUCCCUGCAAAUGCCUUCAGUGGAUUAUCCAAUGAGUCACUAACUCUAAAGCUGUACAACAACGGGUUCACAAAAGUGCAAGCCUACGCAUUCAAUGGAACGAAACUAGAUGCGGUCUUAAUGGUGGCACAUAAUCAUCUAAUCACCUUCUGCCCUAUCCCUAUUAUAGGAAUCAAAUGAAGAAAGACUGGCUGUGGAUUUAAAACUUCAUUGUACAUACUCUGCAAGUGUAAAGAGUAAUAUUAUAAGGAACUUAAAUAUUUUGAGUGGGUUCGUGAAGUCGUCCUCCUGACUACAGUUCCUUUUCUUAUUGGAUUGGAUAGGACAUUCUUCACUGGAGGUUAGAGGAAUGAGGUGAUCUCGUAGAAACCGAUAAAAUUCUUCUCAUUCUGUUUCCUUAUGAAGCCAGCGACCCACU